AUGAGCGAUGUUGGUGAAGCUGAAGGCAGGAGAGAUGAACAGAAUGAUUCGAAUUUGCGAUCUGGUGCUGGAUUCAACGAGUCUGCUCUUGAUUCGCUUGCUGAUAUUGCGAUUAGGUACAUCUGUGAGUUAGGUAAAACCUCCAGAUUUUACGCGAAUUUAGCUGGUAGGACGGGUUGCAACGUCUUUGAUAUUGUCCAAGCGUUGGAAGACUUGGGCACGCCACAAGGGUUUACUGGUGCUUCAGAGGUUCACGCUGACUGUGCAGUGAGUUCAGGUGCUAUUAGAGAGAUCAAAGUGUAUGUGGAGGCGGCUGACGAGGUGGCCAAGUGGAUGUUGAGCAAAGGUCAAGGAGCAACAAUGGCGACCUAUGACCACCUCCUACUGGCAUUUGACAUGGAUAUAAGGCCAGACGAAGCAAAAAUGCUAUGGAACAUGAUUUUACAUGCACACGAUCAAACUAUCUCCAAGAGGCUGUUUUCCAGGAUGAUAUCCUUGUACGACCGUCAUAAUAUGCCAAAUAAUGUUAUAGAGGUAUUUGCUGACAUGGAGGAGUUGGGAGUGAAACCAGAUGAAGAUACCGUUAGAAGAAUCGCAAGGGCCUUUGAGGCGUUAGGUCAAGAGGAUAAACAGAAACAAUUCUUGACGAAAUAUCAAAGAAAUUGGAAAUACAUUCACUUUAAGGGGGGAAAGAGCUCGAGUAAGAACUUGAUUCCUAGGAUAAUCCAACUUGACAAAGGAUGGAUCCAUGGUGUAAAACUGCCACAUGUUAAAGAAAGUCGGUGGAAAAAAGUCACAUAA
This is a messenger RNA of Salvia miltiorrhiza (redroot sage), 801 nucleotides long. RefSeq lists its product as uncharacterized. The record is from RefSeq and is a predicted model, not a curated record. The transcript is spliced from 4 exons. The coding region runs from base 1 to 801 and encodes 266 amino acids. Gene Ontology annotation, molecular function: protein heterodimerization activity. NCBI's taxonomy places the organism in Eukaryota, Viridiplantae, Streptophyta, Magnoliopsida, Lamiales, Lamiaceae.